AUGGUACAGGAAACAAUAAGACUCUCAGAUGAGUACGAGGUUUCAGAUAUUUUAGGUAGAGGAGGAUUCUCAGUUGUAAGAAGGGGUAUAAAGAAGUCAUCAAGCGGUGAAAAUAUCCAUGUAGCUAUCAAGACCCUGAAAAGGUUUAGCCCUUCUUCAACUCCAUCAUCACAGAAUCGUGGUGCUCACAAAAGCAUAGUUUCCUUGGGAUUAUUCCCAACAUGGAAACAAGUUCCAGUAUCGGAUGUGUUAAUCAAAAAUGAGAUCUUGGUUAUGAGAAAAAUAGUGGAAAACGUGUCCCCUCAUCCAAACGUGAUUAAUCUAUAUGAUGUGUAUGAGGAUCAGGAUGGGGUUCAUCUUGUGCUUGAGCUUUGUUCAGGUGGAGAACUGUUUGAUCGAAUUGUAGCACAAGAAAGGUACAACGAAGCUGGAGCUGCAGCUGUGGUUCGACAGAUUGCACAAGGGUUAAAGGCUCUUCAUAGAGCCAACAUUGUCCAUAGAGACUUGAAGCCAGAAAACUGUCUCUUUUUGAACAAAAGUCAGGAUUCUUCUUUGAAGAUCAUGGAUUUUGGACUUAGUUCUGUGGAGGAAUUCACUGACCCAGUUGUUGGAUUGUUUGGUUCUAUAGAUUAUGUCUCACCAGAGGCACUUUCUCAGGGAUCAGUUACUUCUAAAAGUGAUAUGUGGUCUUUGGGUGUCAUCUUGUAUAUCGUACUCUCUGGGUAUCCACCGUUCAUUGCUCAGUCGAAUCGGCAAAAGCAACAAAUAAUUUUGGCUGGUGAGUUCAGUUUUUAUGAGAAGACUUGGAAGAAUAUUUCUUCAUCAGUAAAGCAACUGAUUUCCAGUCUCCUGACAGUUGAUCCUCAUAGAAGACCUAGUGCUGAAGAGCUUCUGGAUCAUCUGUGGGUCAUUGGUGAUUCAGCCAAGCAGGAUCAAAUGGAUGCUGAGAUUGUUUCACGACUGCAGGGCUUUAAUGCCCGGCGCAAACUCUGUGCUGCAGCCAUUGCUAGCGUGUGGACCAGCACAAUUUUCUUAAGGACUAAAAAGCUCAAAUCUUUACUAGGGUCCCAUGAUCUUACACAGGAUGAAAUUGAGAAUCUGAGGGUACAUUUUAGUAAAUUAUGUGCAAAAGGUGACAAUGCCACUCUGUCUGAAUUCAAGGAGGUGCUGAAAGCAAUGAAAAUGUCGUCGUUACUCCCUCUAGCACCCCGCAUCUUUGACCUAUUUGACAACAAUCGUGAUGGAACAGUUGACAUGCGAGAGAUAUUUUGUGGGUUUUCCAGCCUCAAGAAAUUACGAGGCGAUGAUGCUCUCCGUCUCUGCUUCCAGAUGUAUGAUACAGACAGGUCUGGAUGCAUUACAAAGGAAGAAGUAGCAUCCAUGCUUAGAGCUUUGCCUGAUGAAUGCCUUCCAGCGAAAAUCACCGAACCUGGGAAAUUGGAUGAGAUAUUUGAUCGGAUGGAUGCCAAUAGCGACGGAAAAGUAACUUUCGAAGAGUUCAGAGCUGCAAUGCAGAUAGAUAGCUCCCUCCAAGAUAUAGUCCUCUCCUCUCUUCGCCCAAAAUAGCUUUCCCCACUAUCCACUUACUGUCUAGUAUCAACUUUCCAAUAAAGUUAUGGAUAUUUUUUCCCCUUUGUUGAACUUUUAUGUCACAGGAAUCAGAAGACCGGUAAUGAAAUGAGAUGAGAAGAUAAUGUACUUCUAAUUUUUGACAAAAAAAAU
Molecule: messenger RNA, 1722 nt
Organism: Quercus lobata
Lineage: Eukaryota; Viridiplantae; Streptophyta; Magnoliopsida; Fagales; Fagaceae
Product: calcium and calcium/calmodulin-dependent serine/threonine-protein kinase-like
Exons: 7
Coding region: 1-1566 (521 amino acids)
Biological process (GO): protein phosphorylation
Molecular function (GO): ATP binding; calcium ion binding; protein kinase activity
Source: RefSeq, a predicted model, not a curated record